AUCUAGAUUUCCUUCCAGUCUUGUGCUCCAGUGAUCAUAUGCAGGCAGCAUCUAACAAUUGCUUUAUGAGUAAAAACCAGAAAAAAUUCUUGUUAGAAUAAAGCAUGUUCUUUUGUUGUGUAAUGUGCUGGUUGUUUAGCCACUCUAGAUUUCUCUCUAUUAUCGUGCUCUGAUAAUUACUGGUAAUGAUUGCUUGUAAAAAUGAGUAGCAACUGCAGUUUUGGAUGAGUGAUAAAAAACUUUUGCAUUCUUUUAUUGAUGGAAAGAAUGUUUUUCUUUCUUUCCAUUGUUGUUUUCUGUAGUUAUAACGUGGAUGACAAUUGUGACUGGUCUGGUGCUUCUAUAUUUUUAUCUGGUUUUAUUAACAUUUCAUGGUUUAUGUUGACUGACUGAAUUUUAUCGUUUGGUGGUCCACACCCAACUUGCCAGCUGAUCUUGCCUUCUCUUCCAUCUUUCAACCCCCUUGGUCCCCCACCCAACUUUUAUUUUUCUUUGGUUUGCACAAUUCAUAAACUAGUGAAGUUUGAAGGUUUUUCAUAGGAUUCUUUACAUUUUUUUUUUCUUGGGAUAUUUAUUUUCUAAUACUUUGAUAACUUUGUAUGAUACAUGCAGCUUACCUAUUCGUGAGAACUGGGAAAAAGGAUACAGGCAUAACAGAGGAAGAUGCUACAAAAGGUGUCCCUUCUACUCCAGUUUUGGCCACAGCUGUUAUUACCACUCUAGUUACCAAGAAACACCUUUCCACACCAUCCAUGGUAGCACCUGAGAAGUUGCCUGAACCCAUUCCUGAGAAUCAGCAACGUGAGCCUUUCAAAUGGAUAUUGGAAGAGAAAAGGAAGUUAAAACCAACAGACCCUGAAGCAAAGAAGCGCCUUGAUGAAGAGAAAGCUCUUCUUAAGCAAUUUAUCCGAGCAAAAUCUAUUCCUAGUAUAUGAUCAAACAACACUGACUGCAAUUAGAAAUUACCAAACACACAGUUCUUUCAUUCCACGAAAAGUUUGGUUUCCCAUCUGUUGAAUUUGGAAUGUUAGUCUCUAUUUGAAAUAUCCAAAAUUUGUCAUUGUUGCAUAAAUUUGAUACAAGGGUAACGUCCAUGUCAUUUUAACUGUUGCUCUAGUCUCUAUUUGAAAUAUGCAAAAAAUUGUGUCAUUGUUGCAUCAAUUUAAUACAAGGGUAAAGUUCAU
This is a messenger RNA of Rubroshorea leprosula, 1184 nucleotides long. The record is from the annotation of a GenBank genome assembly. NCBI's taxonomy places the organism in Eukaryota, Viridiplantae, Streptophyta, Magnoliopsida, Malvales, Dipterocarpaceae.